Drosophila busckii is the source of this 1854-nucleotide messenger RNA. Its product is annotated as cleft lip and palate transmembrane protein 1-like protein. Gene Ontology annotation, cellular component: endomembrane system; membrane. Lineage: Eukaryota; Metazoa; Arthropoda; Insecta; Diptera; Drosophilidae. The record is from RefSeq and is a predicted model, not a curated record. Bases 102 to 1751 code for a protein of 549 amino acids. The transcript is spliced from 2 exons.
UUCUUGCUGUGAAUUGCCUACCUGCGUCGCAGUAAACAAUAAGGCAAAUGUGUCUUUUUAACGCAAAUUUUUAUAUGUAAACUAAGCUUAAAUACAUUACAAUGGCGAUGCCGUCGAUCUCAACAAUGCUGGGCGUUGUGUUCUUCGCCUAUAUUGUGCAUUCAAUUUAUCAAAUGUCGCAGCUAUUUACAAAAUUGGAAUGCACUGACACGCCCUGCUACGAAUCGUUGCUAGGCGACAAGCCACGCCUACAGCUGGCACUGUUCACAUCGACAACGCGCACUCCCAUUAGCAGUGAGGUGCAGGAUAUCUACAAGGAGCAAAACUUUAACUACUGGCAAUCGUUUGAGCAUGACUUUGAGUUGAAUGUGCCGCUCAAGACGCGACGCAAUGGCACCAUGUAUCUGCAUGUCGUGCUGGCGCUGCAAGGUGAACCACUUGAAUGGAAAACGUUGCGCCGUGAUGGGCCCACAACGGUGCAUACGCUAAGUCUAACGGAAUAUAUGUUGCCACGCGCAGAGGCAUUCAAUUUGCUAAGCGAGGGCAAAGCAACCGAACCAGAGACAGCAGCAGCCAGCCAGACUGCCAAGAAGAGCGCGCCGGCUGCAGCACGUCCCAGCACGCAUAUACGCUCCAAUGUAUUUGUCAGCCUGCUAACCGAUAUGUAUUCAGUUUCGCAAGCGGACGUGCCGCCCGAGCUUGCGCAGCUCAUACGCGUAAAUCGUAAUCAACAGAUUUUGCCCAUACUGCAAACGGAUGCAUUUAAUACGCGCAUCAAGCACUUGGUGCCAAUAACACGCAAUACCACCGAAUUUACAUUUAGCUUUCACUACAAUCCAGUGGGUGUGGGCAAGCUGCGUCUGAUGCUGAUCAUGGAGCAUGCCACACAGGCGCUCUACAAAAUGGGCUUUGCCAACAAGGAUGUGGAUGAGGUGAAGGGCAUCUUUUCGGACACCAAUAUGUAUCUGCUAUGCGGCACCAUACUCAUCUCUAGCGUUCAUCUGCUCUUUGACUUUUUGAGCUUUAAGAAUGACGUAGCCUUUUGGCGCUCGAAACGCAGCUAUGCGGGUCUGUCCACACGCACAACACUCUGGCGCGCCUUUUCGCAAAUUGUUAUCUUUCUGUAUCUGUUCGAUGAGCAGUCCUCGUAUUUGGUUUUAAUACCCGUCGGCCUGGGCAUGUUUAUAGAGCUGUGGAAAUGCAAGAAGAUAUUGCGCUUGGAGCUGACAUUCAGCGGUUUUAUACGUCGCAAAUUGGAGCAGGCAGAGCAGCCACAGCCGUCGGCGCUGGCGGAGGCACAAACGCAGCAAUUUGAUCGCCAGGGCAUGCGCUAUCUAAGCUAUUUGCUUUAUCCGCUUUGCGUGGCCGGUGCUAUCUACUCUUUGAUCUAUCAGCCGCAUCGCUCCUGGUAUUCCUGGACUCUCAACUCGCUGGUGAAUGGCGUCUAUGCGUUUGGCUUUCUGUUUAUGCUGCCGCAGCUGUUCGUCAACUAUAAACUCAAGUCUGUGGCAGCUCUGCCUUGGCGCGCCUUCAUGUACAAGGCAUUCAAUACGUUCAUUGAUGACUUCUUUGCAUUUAUAAUAACCAUGCCAACGGCACAUCGCGUGGCCUGUCUGCGCGAUGAUAUUGUGUUCCUUAUCUAUCUGUAUCAGCGCUGGCUUUAUCCUGUGGACAAGUCGCGCGUGGAUACGGGCGUUGCCAUUACAGAGACCACUGAGGCUGAAGAUGAUGCGCAUCAAAAGCGUGACUAAAGCGCCGCUGCACAUUCCGUCUGUACGCAACUUAGACUGUAAACCAAUUUGUAAACCUUGUAAUUGUAAACCUGUAGUAAAUUCAACAAAAUCUAUUGUCUUU